This is a messenger RNA of Botrytis cinerea B05.10, 3441 nucleotides long. RefSeq lists its product as hypothetical. The transcript has a single exon. The record is from RefSeq and is a predicted model, not a curated record. Lineage: Eukaryota; Fungi; Ascomycota; Leotiomycetes; Helotiales; Sclerotiniaceae. The coding region runs from base 133 to 3087 and encodes 984 amino acids.
GAACGUUUUCUUGUUCUUCUGAUAGCUUUCGAAUUUUGUCCGACACUGCUAAUAAUACUUUUCCCGACAACUUCCGAAUAUUUUCUUGAGUCAUCGACACACGCCCACAUAGACAUAAACUUUGGUUACAAAAUGACAUAUGUUCAUGUAGGCAAGACGCCUGUUCCGCGAUGCAUCGUACCAAGUUUCUCCGAUGAAGUCUUUUAUCCUGGAAGCGCCCCUGCUGGUGUCACUCCACAGUACUUCACAACAUUAAAUGUUUAUCAACAAUGGCUGCAAAUUUUCGGCCCAUAUGUUCCUCUUCCUGAAGAUGAGCGAAAUCUUCCAGGAUAUCCUCAAAGUAAACUGUACACGAUAACUGGUGAAGAGGGUCCUCGAUAUCGUUACUGUAGCAAGGAAAGAGUUUGGAAGCUCAGGUCUUUGUUCCCCAUAAGCAAGGGCAGAUUUCUAGCUUCAUGCUCUCGUUGCAAAGAUGUUACGUUUAGAAGCACAGGUAAACGACGGGGAGGUGCACCAGGAGAACCGCGCGAAAACUUGUUCCAGGAAUUUCAACCAAAUCAGGAUGUGGCAGCGCCGUUUUCGCAACCAAGUAUGCCCAUGGUCAACACACACCAGCGAGGAUAUAGUGUGGCCAAUUUGCCUAUGACGCCGAUGACUAAUCCAUACACUGGCGAGCCUGUACCAGAAUAUGCUAUACCUGCACCAAGAUUAUUUACACCGGCUCUAGAACCGCCUAAGAAGACCAUCUCAAGGGCUGAAGAACUCAUAGAACUGCAGCCCGAGGCAGAAAGGCUUCAAUCCCGUCUUAUUGGGCAUGAAAGGAUCAAGAAAUUAUGCGAAGCAAAUCUAGAGAAAUUGACAAACACGAUGGCUCGUGCCGGGGAAGGUGGGGAGGAUGGCAGAGAAAAGAAGAUAGCCGCAGUAGCGAGGCUCCAAAACCGCAUAUCUAGAGAGGACGGUAUACUCAAUGAAACCCGAAGGAAGCUGGAUGAGACGAGUUUCGCAAUUGAUCUCUUAGCGGAAAUAAAUAACGACGAUGAUGGCUGCCAAAAUAACGAUCAAGACACGGUUCUUCCCAGUAUUGAGGAGGAAUGGAGUGCCGCACCAUUUGCUAUCCCUGAACACUUUGGCAAUGCAAGCGAAGCAGUCGUUGAGUUUGCUGGUCGAAGCAACGAUCUAUUACCCUUUUCACCAAAGCCGCGUGGCCGUCCUCCACUUGAUGAAGAUGGUGAUGUACCCAGCAAUAACGACCCGUUUAUGCAAAAUCCUAAAUUGAAUAGCGGAUUGGACAAUGCAUUCGAAAGAGAGUCUGGAGAUAGAACGAAAGGUGUCAAAACAGACUCGGCACUCCGCACCCUUUCCAGGAUAAGCGCAGGUGUUCUCCGCGGUGAUUCGCACAUGCUUCUUCGAGAUCAAUACAUCAUUGAUUCACACUCUCAACAGUUCUCACAUCAUCAAACUCAGAAUCCUCAACUUCAAGAGGGGGUCGAUGUCAACCAAUUCCGAGCACUGUCCGUCUCCCAAGAGGCCCAAGAUCAACAUGCUCAAUAUCACCAAGCUCAGUCUCGACAACUUCCUCCUCGCCAACGAUUUCAAUUCCCUGCUCGCAUCCCGUCUACAUUCAAAGAUUUUAGUCCGCACUUGCCAUGCCAAGCUUCAGGUCACAAUUCGAGUUAUUUUCAAACCCAGAAAGCUACGAAUGAUUCCGCACAACGCCACCCGUUAACCACGCACACUCCUGACUUAAAUCUAUACCUCUCCGAAAAUCGCAAUCUUACCACAGCUUUUGAGUUCGGACAGCCUACACCCGAAGGUUCCGGGCAUCAUGGUAUUAAAAUACAGGAAGAUUCUGGGAGAUAUCAAACUUUAGCCCCAAAGAUGACGCGAGAAACUGCUCAACAAGCACGACAACAACAGGCACAACAACAAAAAAUACGACAACAUCAAAUGCAACAAUUCCAACCAGGUGAUCAGACGAAGCUAGCUCAGUUAGCGCAAAAUGAAAAGCAUGUUUACGAUCAAGAAGCUUACGAUGAACUCACUCAAAAUAAACCAGUACAACCGAUUAAGCUGGCCCAACCAACGAAACAAGCUUGCUACCAAAUGGCUCAGAAUGGUCGGACCCAAGAACAACUUGCUUUGAAUGCAAGAGACGUUUAUGACCAACUAGCUUACCAGGAACGAGCUCAACAAAACGAACCGGCCCACAAGUCGGAUCUAGCUCACUAUCAAUUGAGUCAAGGUCAACUCGCUCAGAAUACAGGAAACUUCUACGACCAACAAGUUCUCGAGCAACAGUAUCAAGACCAACUAGCCCAAAAGGCACGAGAUGCAAGAGACGUCUACGAUCAACGAGCUUAUGAGGAACUAACUCAACAAAAUGAACCGACCCACAAGCCGUAUCUAGCUCACUAUCAAUCGAAUCAAGGUCAACUUACUCAAAGUACAAGAAAUUUUUACGACCAAGAAGCUCGCGAGCAACAGUAUCAAGACCAGCUAGCUCAAAAAACAAGAGAUGCAAGAGACAUCUACGACCAACGAGUUUACGAGCAACAGUAUCGAGACCAGCUAGCUCAAAAAGCAAGAGAUGCAAGAGACAUCUACGACCAGCGAGCUUACGAGGUACGAGCUGACAAGGAACGAGCUCAACAGAACCAAUUAACCGAAUACAUUCAUCACGCUCACGAUCAACUCUCCCAGCUAUCCCAGCAAACCCAGCUCGCUCGACAUGAAUUCCAAGAAUUACAAGCCCAGAAAUCACAAUACCAAGCAAGAUACCAAAGUCAACCCUUUCAUUCCCUCUCAACCUUCCAAUUCCCCCGAGCCCACGAAUCAUUCCAGCCAAGCCAGCCCGUCCAGUUCCCAAAGCGACGCGCUGAAGAAUCUUCAGAAUUGCUUUCCCAAUCUGAAGAUUCUAUCCGACGAUCCAAGAGAGUUAGAUACCUAGAAGAGAGAGAUACAGAGAUGUUGGAACAGCAAGACACGCGUGUGGAGCGGGUGCAGCGACGAGAGGAGGUGUUAGAAUUGCAACAGGUAGAGAAGACCACUCAUCUUUCGCUUGAGGUGCGGAGAUUAGAUAAGGGAUGAGAGGUUGUGAUUUAUGGGGUGGAGCGCUGGAGGGAUGGUAUGAGCGGAGAUGUGACGGUGAGGAUAUCGGCUAUGGAGUCUCGAGAAAUGGGUGAUGAGUAUGUAGGUUAUUUAUUGAGUUUUGUAUUGUUUGGACGGAGUGAGUGUUUAUGGCGGUUCUCUUUUCGUUCUGAGAACGGAAGUGUGGGGAAAUUAAGAUCCCUCUCGAGAUGAUGGUAGUGGAAGGUGUGAUGCGAUAUGAUGAAAGACGCGAUGAAUGAUACGACGGACGAUACGUUUGUAGAUAUGCUGAACGACAAGAUAUGAUAUGAAAACAUAUCGAAUGGAAACCCUGUAAUCAGAAUACUUGUUCUA